GCAACGAAAACUAAUCACAACAAAUGGAGUAAGUGUACGCAUUUAAAACAAUCUAUAACUAAGCCCAAUUUACAUAAGAUCGAGCAAGAUAGAGCUGCAAAAAAACUACAACCAUAAUAAACGAUCAACGAAACGAAACUAAAAUCAAAAUAAGAAAGAGAAAUAAACGGACAAGUGCGAUGAACUCGAAAUACACUAACAAAAUAGCAUUUUAUCAGUAGCUGUAGAAAUUCACAAAAUUUCUUCGUUCGCUUCUGACAAGAAAGUCGUCGACUAAUCAGUCUCAUAAAUAAUUUACACGAUUCAGAUGCAGCAUUCUGAUUAUACCAAAACAAUUGACAAUUUCUACAGCAUUUACUCUUUGGCUAGAGUAUAUAAAAAGCAGUGCAGAGUUGCGUGCGCCGUCGCAUUGGGCAGCGAGUUUUCAUCGCAGCAAAAAACAAAGUCAAGCAUAAAGUAUUCGCGUCUGCGCCGCCAAGGUAAAGUCAAGGCAACAGGUGGCGGGAAUCGUUGCAACAAGCAGCAAACAGCAACCAGCUACUGCAACAGCAGCAACAUCGACUGCCGCGGCAGCAGCGCGAUUCUUGUGGCUGCAACUUUGUGGCUGCCACAAUUUUCAUUGCAUUCGGCGCAUUCGAAGCGCAUCGCGCAAAUGGGAAACACGUCAACAACAGCACUCGCCUUGAAACUUAAAAGGAUAAAUAAUUGCAGACGAAACGUGCAGCAAAUAAUUACAAAAUUGCAUCAGAAAAAGUUUAAUUAAAUCAUGCCAAAAAUUAUACAAAUAAUUAUCGAUUAACAGAGUGUGGAAGUGAAGUGGCAAAGAAAUAAAUGUGGCCUAAAUAAACAGUAUAAAUAUAUGCAUAUGGAAUUAAAUUGAAUAAAAAUAAAAAUAUGCAAAAAUGAUCAAUGAAUAAUUGAUAUUAAUAAAAUAUAACAAGUUUACCAAAGUGCAAUCAAUUUAUUUGUAUAUAUUACAAAAAAAAUACAAAUGUAUGCGAGUAAAAGAAAAGCGCAUGCAAAGCCUGAAUAAACAUUAAUAAUAAUAACAAAAAUAUUAAAGUGAGAAUGUGUAAAUUAAAGUAACUCUACAACCACUUUAAAACUACAAAAAUAAUUAAGAACUCAUAUGUAGUAACCGCAAUUAACAGCACUUAGUUCAAGAGUGAAAAUCAAAUUGAACUAAAGAUGAAAUUUGUAAUUGCUAUCUGCCUUCUUUUAACGCUAAUUGCCAAAGAUGCACAAAGUUUGCUGCUAAACCAAAUGGAUUGGAAAAAUCUGAUGAGAAGCGGCGCAUUGGAUUUGAAUGUUUUGCGUUGUUUUUUGCGCGACAAAAACUUUUGCCCCAGUCCCUAUAUCGAACAUCGUCUCUUUGCACCCACUGGGCCACGUAGCGGACUCCCGUUGAACAUCCACAAUCCGUUGACAUUGUACAAGGGCGGAUUUGGGAAACAGCGCGAAACGGUUUUCAUAGUGCAUGGCUUUAAUGGCACGGCGACUGACAAGCAUCUGCAGUUUCUGAGGGACGCAUAUUUGAUGCGCGACUUUAAUGUGAUCACUGUGGAUUGGCGACCUCUUACACGAUAUCCUUGUUAUCUCCACUCUCUAAUCAACACGCGACUAACUGCUCAGUGCACAGCCCAAGUAUAUUCGUUUCUCACGCAUUAUGGCGCCACGCGUGAGAAGAUCACAUGUGUGGGGCACUCUUUGGGCGCCCACAUCUGUGGCAUGAUUAGCAAUCAUCUGACCAAGAAGCAAUAUCGCAUUAUCGGCUUGGACCCUGCGCGACCUCUUAUUGAGCGAAAGAAGAGUGAUCGAUUUCGUUUAUCGAUAGACGACGCGACUGUUAUACAGGUGCUCCACACAAAUGCGGGCUUCUUGGGGCAAGAGGACAAUACGGGGCAUCUCAAUUACUGUGUUAAUGGAGGACGCGUGCAGCCCUUCUGCAAGGGCAAUCCAAUUAGGCGAUCUCGGUGCUCGCAUUUUCUGAGCAUUUGCUAUUUGGCCACGGCGACCAUGAAGCACACCAAAUUUAUGGGCGUGCCGUGUCCCAAUGGUUGCGUAAAUCUUUCGGGGCCAAAACGUUUGCCCGUUAAUGGUCGCAUUAAUCCAUUUGAGUUUGUUUCGCUGUUGCGAGAUUAUAAAAUAGGCAACGACGCGCCCGACGACGCGCGCGGCUGUAUUUGCAUUGAUGUGCCGUAUGCCAAACACUGUCCAUUCACAGAUGCGUAGAAGUAUACAUAAGUUGUAGUUGUAAUUAUUAGUUUAAGAUUUUUAAUAAUAAACUUUAGCGCGUAAACAAAAUUUCCACUU
Drosophila sulfurigaster albostrigata is the source of this 2313-nucleotide messenger RNA. Its product is annotated as lipase member H-A. The coding region runs from base 1189 to 2232 and encodes 347 amino acids. The record is from RefSeq and is a predicted model, not a curated record. The transcript is spliced from 6 exons. Lineage: Eukaryota; Metazoa; Arthropoda; Insecta; Diptera; Drosophilidae. Gene Ontology annotation, molecular function: lipase activity.